Arctia plantaginis is the source of this 441-nucleotide messenger RNA. The record is from the annotation of a GenBank genome assembly. NCBI's taxonomy places the organism in Eukaryota, Metazoa, Arthropoda, Insecta, Lepidoptera, Erebidae.
AUGUUGUUUUUCGUAACAGUAACAGUUUUACUGGCCAGUGCCAACGCCAAGUUUUGGACCGAUUGUGGAUCCAAAAUGGGUAAGGUAGAGAAUGUGGGUGUCAGCGGGUGCUCAGAAGAUGCAAAGGAAUGCGUUCUCAAGAGGAAUACCAACGCCACCAUUAGCAUUGACUUCACACCAUCCGUUGAAGUCAAAACCCUGCAGACGAUAGUCCACGGCGUGAUCAUGAACUUGCCUGUACCGUUCCCGAUGCCGCAACCCGACGCCUGCAAGGAUAACAACCUCGUCUGCCCCCUACCGGCUGGCAAGGAAGCUAACUACAAAACAACAAUGGCUGUACUCAAGUCAUACCCUAAGGUCAAGGUCGAUGUCAAAUGGGAGCUGAAGAGUGAUGACGGGGAGGAAUUUGCUUGUAUCAUGAUUCCUGCCCGUAUUAAUUAA